Messenger RNA from Drosophila obscura, 616 nucleotides. RefSeq lists its product as uncharacterized. The record is from RefSeq and is a predicted model, not a curated record. The coding region runs from base 91 to 459 and encodes 122 amino acids. The transcript has 2 exons. Lineage: Eukaryota; Metazoa; Arthropoda; Insecta; Diptera; Drosophilidae.
CUUUGGAAAGGCCUUCAACAUAGGUUCAACCAUUCCAGAGAGAGAAUUCGAAUUUCAAUAUUAUUUAAUUUUAGUUUUGCUUAUCUUACGAUGAGUGCGGGCGCUGGGACCUCAAAGACCCUGGAUGUGGAGGAAGAGAACGAGAGUCCAGAGUUCUGGGUGGGACAUGGCAAUCACCUGGCUCAGACCGAGUUUCUGCUACACAAUAUCCAGCAGAACAUCCCAUUCAGUGGACGGUUCCAGAAACGAUGCCGAGAGGGCGGCGUCAACGGCUGGUUCAGUUGCAAGGCAGACACAAAUGUGGUGUUUGGCGUUAUGGAAGGCCUGGUCCAGGACAUACUCCGUGUUCGCGAUUGGGCUGAGUGCUACAUCGCGCAGCCCUUUGAGCAGAGAACCGUUCUCACAACGUUCACGCUCUGCACCCAGCCGGAGUUCACAACCUUCUCCCAGAGGAAAUGAGGAGCAUCAUCUACGAGGAGCCGUCAAAGUGGGUUCUGGAUCUUAAGUAAUACGCAACACGGACAAUCAAUACUCAAAAUCGAAAUAAAUACAUGUACGUUUGUUCUGAACUACGAAAUGCAAUGAUUUGUUUACUGCAGCCAGCAGGAAUCGAAUA